GGAUGCGCACUAUUUCCCGACGCGCAUUCGGAUUGUUCUAGAGUGCUCCACGCACAGGGCCAUCUUUGGUCGUCCUCGCCGGUGACAGUGUGGACAGUUUAUUCCAUUGGUCAUUAAAAAGCCUAAUGAUUAAUAAAUAAUACUUAACUUUGAACGAGACAUUAAGAAGAACUCGGGCGGAGAUCGGGAGCCAAAUCCCCGCUUUUUGUGGACUCACUCUGCACACAUUUUCCUUCAAUACCCUUCAUUUCUUGAGGCGAAAGAGGGCGAGACGGGAGAGGCGGUGAUACAACAUGGAUGAGGAAUAUGAUGUGAUCGUUUUGGGCACCGGACUCACAGUAAGUAGUCGAGUUUUAUCCGGAAAAAGAAGAAUAUUCAUGUCUAAGUGUUUAUUUACGGAGGCCUGUUUCUCUCUGUGUAUCCGAGCCCAGAAGAAGUGAAAGCCUCCUGCAUCCCUGUGCGCCUGGUACAUGAGAAAAUGUGAUCAAAGAUGCGCUCUCAUUAUGACAAAUAUCACUAAGAGUGGAUGUGGGUGUGCAUUAUGCGCAGACUAACGCAGCAUUAUGCGUGCUUUUGUUGUCUUACAGCUGGUUGGGGUUGUUUUACACCCUGUAGCAUCUUUUUAGGCGUAACCCAACAGUGUGUCAUGGUCCUCUUUGCAUAGACAGGCCUCCAUCCUGAGGUCUGCGCAGGCCUGAGCUCGGGUUUAAUAAAAUGACUGAGCCUUUCUCUGCAGCACCUACUCUCAAUUAUCACACCCAGUGCGGCAGGAGGACGCCAGACACGUUUAAUAUGCUUUUAAUAAAUGUUUUCACUUGGAUAAAAGUCGACAUGUUUGUGAUUUUAACUCAUGAGUCAAAUGUUAUUUUCUCCUGAGAGAAUAAACAGGUUUUCAUUCAUUGGUGUGUUACCAAGAGACGUCUAUUUGUGCUAAUUCUUAUUUAAAUAUUAUUAUUAUUAUUAUUAUCAUGACAGUAGAUACAUCUGUGGAACGGAUCUAUUUGCGCAUGCGCACACCAUUCCCCCCGCAGCCUCCUGUCAAAAUCCCUUAUAAUAAUAAUAAAUAAUAAUGAUAAUAAAUUCAUAUGUAUAGCACUUUUAAAAACAGAAGUUUACAAAGUGCAUUGACAGAGAACAUGGAAAAAGACAGAUAUAGAUAGAUAGAUAGAUAGAUAGAUAGAUAGAUACUUUAUUAAAUUUUUCAUAAGGAACCCAGACAAAACAAAAACCAUGCAACAGAAAAUUAGACCACGAGGACCAAAAUAAAAACAAAAUAGUUCAGAAAAAAGUGCAAAAGUGCAAUUAAAAAUGGGGUAGAAAGCGGAAAAAGGGUAGUAAAUAUAGAAGGUGAUAUCAGAAUCAGAAAUACUUCAAUAAAUUGCUUUUGUCACAGUACUCCAGUGCAAAUACAGCAAAAGAGGAGAUAAAUAAUAGAUAAAAUAAGUAAAAAUAUAGAGAUAAAUAGAUAAAGUAAGUAAAAAUAUAGAGAUACAUAAAUAAAAUAUAAAAAAUACAGAGAUAAAUAGGUAAAAUAACUAAAAAUAUGUAGAUAAAUAGGUAAAAUAACUUAAAAAAAUAGAGCUAUAUUGAUAAAAUAAGUCAAAUGAAGCGAUAAAUAGGUAAAAUAAGUAAAAAUAUAGAGAUAAAUAGAUAAAACAAGUGGAAAUAUAGAGAUAAUAUACAAGUAUUUACAUUAUAUACAACACAAAUAGUAAAUUCGUAUGCAUGUGAAACAGUAAACAGAGUUCAGGUAAAAUCUGAGGGUGUCAGAGUCUCUGAGGGAGGAGUUAAAGAGUCUGACAGGAAGGAUUUCCUGUGGCGCUCCGUGGUGUAUCAACAACAAUAAUAAAAUCAUAAAAAAUAAUACUGAUCAUAAUAGUAAUGAUAAAAUAGUGAAAAGGAAAGAAAAGAGAAGAGUACAAGUAUAACAAAAGCUAAAAAAAACAGUAAUAAGUUAGAGGUAAAAGAGAUGACAGAUAAAAGACGACUUGUCUGUAAAAGUGAGUUUGUAAAUUUCCCUUUCCUUCAAUGCCCCUUCAGUUUCAGAGCGAUCAUAUGCUGUUUUUAUUGAUAUUUGGUGUGAAAUUGUCUUUUACGAAGGAAUGCAUUCUGUCCGGGAUCAUGUCUGUGAACGGGAAAAAGGUCCUGCACAUGGACAGGAACCCCUACUACGGUGGUGAGAGCUCUUCCAUCACCCCUCUGGAGGAGGUAAACAGCUCCUGGGAUCUAUAAAAUCAAUCAAUAUAUUUUAUAUCCCUCAGUACAUUUCCUUUUACUCCUGCUGCCACUCUGCUGUUUUUAUUGUCUACAUUUCUUCAGGGCCUUAUGCCUCCUGUGUCUCCUUGGAUAGUCAUGUGUCUCUUUUUUCCCCCGCAGCUGUACAAGCGCUUCACUCUUCCAGACAACCCACCUGAGUCCAUGGGCAGAGGAAGAGACUGGAACGUCGAUCUCAUCCCCAAGUUCCUCAUGGCCAACGGUCAGUCGCUCAGCACUGAAGAUUAUAACACGGUUGAAGCCUCUGAAUCAAAAUGUCACGUACUGUAUGAAUCAAUUCAAUUCAGACAAGUUUAUGAACCCCUCUAGGAGCAAUUAGUUCAGAGCAGCUUGUCCAUGAGACUCAAAUAGAUCUCAGCAGCCUGGAGAAAACAAGGAAGGAAGAUCUACUGGUAGUAAAAAGGCGGAUGAAGAGACACAAACUUGAGAGAAAUAGGGAAAGGAUGAGUCUUAAAGGUACAAUGGGUCGUGUUUCGCAGCAUUUAGCAGAACAGACUUGUUGGAAAUCAGUGUUUAAUCACCUGAAUGUAAAAACACUGUGUUUUUGUUGACUUAGAAGAGGCCUUUCAUAUCAAGAAGAAGAAGCAGAUCUUUUUCCACAAAGGCUGCCAUCUUUCACCGCCAUGUUUCGAGAACAGAGCGGUCGUUGUGCGCUUAAAAGAAAAACUGUAUUAAUGAGAAGUUUUAACGGUUAAAAAGAACUUGAUGAAUGGAAGAUUGAGCUUGUAAGAAGAAGAAGAAGCGUGCAGUAACAAUUUGAACAGUGAUCGGUUUCAGCUGCAGCAAAACAAACGUGAGGAAAUGGAAAUAUGAGAUUACAUCGAGCGUGAUCAGAGCGAAUUUUAAUCUGAUCUGAAUAUUAAAGGGAUAUUCAUUGUUUUUUUUAUGCAGGUCAGCUUGUGAAGAUGCUGCUAUACACAGAGGUGACACGGUACCUGGACUUUAAGGUCGUGGAGGGAAGUUUCGUUUACAAAGGAGGAAAGAUCUACAAGGUGCCGUCGACUGAGACCGAGGCGCUCGCUUCAAGUAAGUCUCUCCGAUUAAAACAGCAAAAUAAUUACAUGAGACAAAAGUGUUCAUGAUGAUUAAAGUCUUCUGUUUGAUUUUCAGAUCUGAUGGGAAUGUUUGAGAAGAGAAGGUUUAGGAAGUUCUUAGUCUUCGUGGCCAACUUUGAUGAGAAUGACCCCAAGACUUUCGAGGGCGUGGACCCCAAAGUCACGACGAUGAGGGACGUUUACAAGAAGUUUGACCUCGGACAGGACGUCAUUGACUUUACUGGACACGCCCUGGCCCUCUACAGGACAGAUGAGUAAGAACAUGUCAGAAAGAGACACUGAGUUUAGAAGAGAUUUAAGAUCUGAGGAGAGCGUAUUUUUGACCCUCCAUCCUUUCUUCCUUCUUCUCUCCUUCAGCUAUCUUGACGUCCCCUGUUUGGAGACGAUCAAUCGUAUCAAGCUGUACAGUGAAUCACUGGCGCGGUACGGGAAGAGCCCCUACCUCUACCCCCUGUACGGUCUGGGAGAGCUGCCCCAGGGAUUCGCCAGGUUACUUCUCAUCACGAUCAUGAUUAAAUCGGUAACAGGUUACCGUUCAGAGCUGAAUCAGAUAUUCGAACUGUUUUCAUUUACGCCUCAUUCAGAUUGAGCGCCAUCUACGGCGGGACCUACAUGCUGAACAAACCGGUGGAUGAGAUUGUGAUGGAGGACGGUCAUGUGAUCGGAGUAAAGUCUGAGGAUGAGGUACGGUCACGCUGUUUUAGUGCCUCAGAUCGUAAAAACUUAACAGGUUUUAUUGAAGCCGAAAGGAAACGGCUCAGCGGUCAACGGUUUGACACCUGGGUUUCUUUCCUCUCUUCAUCCGUCCAAUGAAAUAAAGACAGAAAAUGACCUGAUUAUAAUUUAGAAAAAGGCAGAAAGGAUUAAACAUGUUUAUGAACGUGAACAGAUGCAUGAUUAUGACAUUAAAGCACAGUGAUGUGUGUUUAUUUCCUAUCUAGUCAAUCUGAGACUUCUUUAUGAGUUAAAGUCAGGUUUUUAUUGAAUUUUUUUACUGUGUUAUUUGUUUUGUAGUUAUCAUGAAAAUAUUAAAUACUUUUUUGAGAGAUAGGAGUGAGAAUGAAGUUGGAAACAGGGAUGAGAGAGCGGGGAUAGCAUGUGGCAAAUGGCCAAGUUAGGGAACUGAACCCAGGGCCCCAACUUCCAGGAAUGUCGCCUGAGUACAACUUUAUCACAGAGCCAAACUGGCACCAUGACAAUAUUAAUAAAAUCUUAAAUUACAGGGAAAAAUAAACAUUUAUGAGACAAGCUGUGGGUCCUUGAAAAGUCUUAAAAGUCUUACAAUAGAUAUUUGAAAUUUAAGGUCACAAAAAGUCAAAUUUUAACCAGCGGGAGGUGGUAAAUUUUGUCUGAAACCAUUUUUCUGAAAUGCUUUAAAAAAGUCUUAAAUUGGAUUUUAAGACCAAUGCAGUGUCCCUGAUGUAUGUCCAGAUCUAUGUGUACUUAGAUGUCUCUUUAUUGCAGGUGGCUCGCUGUAAGCAGCUGAUCUGUGACCCCAGCUACAUCUCAGACCGCGUCCGUAAGGCGGGUCAGGUGAUCCGCGUGAUCUGCAUCCUCAGCCACCCCAUCAAAAACACCAACGACGCAAACUCCUGCCAGAUCAUCAUUCCUCAGAACCAGGUGAACCGCAACUCAGGUGAGGACCGCUCUCUUCGAUAGCACGUCUAUGAUUACAACUGGAUUUGUGAAUAUUUCAAAAUUAAACCUGAAAAUUCGAGUUCAAAGCAACUAAAUUCCUAAAGCAGCUACGAUUAAUCCUCUUACGCUAACAAAGGAUCACAUGACUGAUUAUAUGUAAGAAAAAAAAUCAGCUGACUCAGCAGAUUUCUGUGGUUUCAGAGUUUAAUCGUCUUUAAUUUCUUUGUUUUGAUUAUUUGACCCAAAACUUAACUGCACCGGUUCACUCUCCUGACUCUCCUGGACCGGUCUACAGGGGGUUUAGUUAACCUGGACUCUAUUAUGUCACAGUCUUGGUCAUGUCACAGAACAGACUUGUAAAUAUCAGAGUCGCCCCCUGCUGGUCAGAAAAACUAAUGCAGGUUUAAAACCCUUUUUAAGGUUUCAUUUCCAAACCAGACGGCUAAACUGAGUUGUUAUUAACUCUGAUUUCAUCCUUUUCCUUCAGACAUCUACGUGUGCAUGAUCUCCUACGCACACAAUGUGGCGGCCCAGGGGAAAUACAUCGCCAUCGUCAGCACCACGGUGGAAACUGCCGAGCCUGAGGUUGAGAUCGAGCCGGCUCUGGAGCUGCUUGAGCCUAUCGACCAAAAGUCAGACUUUUAACAGUUUUAAUUUUAUCUUAAAACUUUCCAUCAAGAUGAAACAACACUGGGUUUAAAGGCGGUUUAGUUAAAAAAGAUGUGUUGUUUUUGUUUUGACAGGUUUGUGGCGAUUAGUGACCUUUAUGAGCCAACAGAUGACGGCACUGAGAGCCAGGUGAGAGAACUUUACUCCGACAUUAAACUUAAAUUCUGUAUCCGGUGAAGGUUAUGUAAAAAGAUUGCACACGCAGCUUUAAGUACUUACAGGUGAGCAUUAGGCUGAUGAUGGUAAAUUGCAUGAACUUUGAAUUUUCAUGAUGCAAAGUCUAUUAGAUUACCUUCCUUUGUAAUUAAUUUUAGAUUAACGAGUCUGAAGUUUAUCAGUGUUUGGGGAGACUUUAAAUGCAUCUCUGACACGACUGGAGGUCUGGUGGGUUUUUGUAAUAUUUCUACAUGCGUUCAUGGAGUGAGGACGAGGCCUGAUGAUUUCAGAGAUCUCUUAACAGGAGGAUUGAUCAUUUUAAUGAAAGAGCAGCUGUGAUUAAUUUAACCUCCAGAGAAGAUCAUGUCUGCACCUCGACUCUCACAGCAACAGAUCUCUCUUUUAACUCCAAAAGAAUCCACACCCAUAACCCCUUUAUAGGAAAAUGAAUAAAAAAAACACAUUUCUAAACUUUUUUUCUCAACAGCACCCCCUACUGUCAAAGAUCUGAAAAUAUACAAUUUGUCACAUUGGGCGUUUACUGUUUUACUGAAAAUGAAUGAAAUAAUAAAUGUUUGUUGUUCAGUUACAAAAAUUUGCAUUUAUUUGCAUUUAAACUGAGAAAAUAUCAUUCCAAAUGGUUAAACAACAAAUUUAGUCUUCUCAAACCAAUUUUUUUGCAUUAAAGAGCAACUGAACAAUAAACAAACCUGCCAGAAUAUGUGCUAAACUUCAGUAAACAGAGAACUACCUGGGAUUUUUCAUGAAUAUUUUAAGAGUAAAAGCCGGAUGUGUCAUAUUUGUCAUAUCGAUUUUCUCUUUUCUUGAAUUAUAUCAAGUUUUUCCAAAAAAUAUAUUAUAUGAAAUGACAUGUUACUUAAAUCAAAUCCUUAAGGACCUUAAGUGAGAAGGCACAGUCACAUGACCGCACCAGGAUGUAAAGUAGAUGUCACUGAGGGUCUUAAUGUGUAAAAAAUACAGAUUUAAGCAAUUUGAGGCAGAGACACCUGUGUCAUAGUAGGUCCGUAUGAGCUAAUAGCAUAUUAUCCUAAAUAUAUGUGUAAGAACUUUACCGCUUGAGCAGGCGACCAUCUCUGCUGGCUGGUGGUUGACCCCCGGUCUUGUCGUUUUGUCGUUUCUCCCAGAUUUUCGCCUCGAGGUCCUACGAUGCCACCACGCACUUCGAGACCACCUGCAACGACAUCAAGGACAUCUACAAACGUAUGACCGGGAGCGACUUUGACUUUGAGAACAUGAAACGCAAACAGAACGACGUGUUUGGGGAGGAUGAGCAGUGAGCUGAGGUGGGGAGGGGUUUCCAGAGAGAGGGCGGGGCCGGGAGAGGAGGCGGGGCUUAAAGGAGCUAAAGAGGCGGCAGAGCCGGGAUAAGUGGGCGAGGGGGUUUGCUCCUCGGCUCUGCCUGCUCUCAGCCGUUUGCCUCCUCCUCCUUACGUCCCUCUCUCUCCUGAUUCAAACACACAAACGCUCACGAACACACACACACACACACUGUUCAAAUACUCACACUCCUUCUCUCUGUCACCGAAAAGCAGGGUUGAUACGGUCUUUCAUUCCAUCGUAGGAUUUACAGUAUAAUCAUGUCUUAACUAUUCUCAUUAGAGGUGAAUUUAUUACUUGUUGUUGGAGAUUUUUCGGAGCGUUUCAUUCUUUCUGUAUCGUCUCUCUCCUCAUAUCAGAGGUCGGCCGGGGCGGACGAAGAGAGGCGCGAUCUGCGAAGCUCUGACGUGAGAGAUCUCUGUAAUGGCGUAGAGUAGAAUCCUCUGGAAGGGUCACCUCCAGUGUACAUGCAUGCAUCUUUUACACACAGUAGUAUUUGUACAUAGACUCUAACGACACUGCGGUAUGAAGGCUGGACCAUUCCACGCAUCGCUCCUGUCAACCCUGCUUUCACUUUUCUCUUUCUCGGUCUUUUACCUGUGUUACUUCAAAAGAAAAAGACAAAAAAAGACGUCGCUCCUUUUUGGCAAAAUCUGAAAAAACAAAAAUGUGAUGACUAAUUACAUAUAAAUGGGCUGUUCUGUCAGCUGAUAGUGCUCACUUCGCAAUGCUGUUGUGUCCCCCUCCCCCCCCCCCGUGCUAGCAGGCAAGUUAACCAGUGGCUAAUAUCCGUCACCCACCCCUCCUAAAAACCGCUCCUUUUGUUCAUCUCUGUUUUGUGACGUCGAUUUUUGGAUUUGAAUAGUUUAACAUUUUAAAUUAUUGAAGAGUUUUAUUUCUAUAUAUUUGGUGCGCAUUUCACUGGCUGAAGUUAUGAAGUUUACAGAUUUGAGGUUGAAACUGUGGUCUUCGAGUUUAAAUAAAACAAACGAAAAAAAAAAAGGGAACGACAGGAGCUGAAGGGCGAGAGGAACUGUGAUUUUGGCGAAUUCUGCUCGUGGAGAUGUGAGGAAGUGUCGAGGAAUGUAUGCAGGGGGACGUUUCGGAUUGGAUGAUUAGAAAGCGAGGGAUGAAGACUGAAUUUUCAGCUAGAAGUGAAAGCACCAGAUUGUGUCUCUUGUGUGUGUCGUUUGGAUCAGUCAUUCCCCCGACGAGGAUAUAGAGGGGACGAAGCCGGACGCUCCCUUAACUUUAAAGACUUUGUAGCAUAGCGGAGAAAUGAAGCCACAGCCGCCCCACUAGAUCGAACCAAGAUGCUUUCAUUUGGUUUACGCCUUAAUUUGGGGUUUUAUCCAGAAGUUAAAUUUGACCGCUCAACAGUUAGGUGUUAGUAAGUCUUGUGCCAAAAAUAGUCACGCUGUUUUGGUCGAAACUUGCUGACAGGAAGUGUGCGUCGCUCUGCAGAUCAGGCUGAAUAUUCGAAGAGGGAUGUUGUUUUGCAUCAUCUACUAUCAGGGUUGUUUUCGUACACCUGAGCCGGGGCGGUUCCUCAUAUCUCUGCGGCCAGAUUGAUCUGUGGCUCCUUACGCAUCAACAUUAGACUAACGAGAAGCUCUGAAACUCUCACUUUAAUCCUCCAAAUCCCCCCCUAACGACUCUUAAGCGAAAUCCCCGCGUGUUUGGGGUGUUGACAUGUCUUAAUGUUAUAAUCUAUUUAUGUUUAUUUCUCUGACGUAUCGUGGAAAGGUUCGUGUCAAACGCUGAAUAUGCUACGCUUUAUGUUCCGACGAUAAACCGGAUUUUAAAAAGGUGAUGCACGCCGGAGGAGGUUAUUUGUCUCUGUUUUUGUUUUUUUGCCGUGUCAUGUGUUUCCUUCAUCUUACUUAGUGAUCAUACCGGCGCUGCAUCACGAUUUAAUAUGAUUAUUAGCAUUCCUAUGAAACAGGUUUUAAAAAGGAAGGAUAGCAGCAGCAGCAGACAGCCAGUCACGGAGCUGAAAUCAGACUCUCUGUAUUCACUGCAGUUCCCACACUGUCCGUCUCACAACAUUGUGUGUGCUUUUCAUUCUGGAAACAUGAUAUCUGAUUAAACUGGAAUACUGUUUACUCUUUGAACAUAGAUAUAUUUGAAGCCCUCCCUCAGCAUCAGAAACUGUACGCUUUUUUCUUUUUUUGUUUUAUUUAUUGAAAACAAAAGCCUCAUGUGUGGUUGUACUGUUUUAAUUUCCAUCCAGUUUGGGCCUUUGGAAACCACUAUUACUGAUGAUGAUGAUAUCCCUCGAAUUUGACAAAAGAAAUAGGCUGAGUAGUAGAAAACUUACUGUCCUUGUUUGAUCACUAGUAUGUGAACAAUGCCUAAUGUCUUGUGUAACAAAUAAAAUGAAUUAAACUAUGAAUGAAAUGAUAGAAAAAUAAAAAGCACAUGGCAAACCUGGACGGAUUUGUUUUUCUUUUUU
Xyrichtys novacula (pearly razorfish) is the source of this 9585-nucleotide messenger RNA. The record is from the annotation of a GenBank genome assembly. NCBI's taxonomy places the organism in Eukaryota, Metazoa, Chordata, Actinopteri, Labriformes, Labridae.